Molecule: messenger RNA, 2313 nt
Organism: Amphiprion ocellaris (clown anemonefish)
Lineage: Eukaryota; Metazoa; Chordata; Actinopteri; Pomacentridae
Gene: adamtsl7
Product: ADAMTS-like 7
Exons: 12
Coding region: 1-1908 (635 amino acids)
Biological process (GO): extracellular matrix organization
Cellular component (GO): extracellular matrix
Molecular function (GO): metalloendopeptidase activity
Source: RefSeq, a predicted model, not a curated record
AUGGCUGGAUUGUGGCAGCAGCUCUGCUCUCUGUGGCAGGGUCGAGCUCUGGCUCUCCUCCACUUUAUCUGCUUUCUCUCCCCAGCCUUAGGUGUUCUUCCCUGGGAUACCGAAUCCGGCUCAUCCCCUCUGGAGGGGUUGGAGGUGGUGAAGGGGAAUUUCUCUCGGACUUUCCUCCGGGUUGGCUACCAUAAGAUUGCAGAGAUUCCUGCAGGAGCCGGCAACAUCAGCAUUCAGGAGACAAUAAAGAGCCGAAAUUAUUUGGCUCUGCAAACCCAAAGUGGCGUCUCCAUCAUCAAUGGAAACUGGGUGAUCGACAGGCCUGGCAUCUACACUGCUCUGGGAACUCAGCUGACAUACCGACGACCAAAUGAGAUCCGCUCUCGCAAUGGAGAGUCCAUCACUGCACCAGGACCGCUGACCGAGGACCUGCAUGUUUAUCUGAUCUAUCAGCAACCAGGCCCAAGUAUCUACUACGAGUACAGUCUGCCUUUAAAAACACACCCCACUGCUGAGCCAGAUAUACCUUCUGAUAUUCUGCCACUGGCAGGCCCAUCCUAUGCAGAUGACAGUUUGGACCAAGAUGACAUCAGCAACAAUGACAUCAUCAAGGAAACCCCCAAGCCCAACCAGGUUUCCCCCGAUUCCAGCGUGAACUCUGAGCCUCAGCCCGCCUACACCUGGACAAAGAGCGGAUACACAGAGUGCAGCACAACCUGUGGCACUGGAAAACGUCAGGUGUUCUGGCAGUGUGUUGAGCAGGAUUCCCAGGCGACUGUUCCUGCUGACCUUUGCGAUCCCGCCACUGGACCAACAAACCUGGAGGAGGACUGCAACAUCCAGUCCUGCCCUGCAUACUGGGAUGUGGGGGAGUGGUCCGAGUGCAGCAGGAGGUGUGGGCCUGGCACUCAGCAUCGCCAGGCCAUAUGCCGCCAGGUCACCCACGUCCAAGUCAAUGGGACGGAGACUGCGGUUACCGUGGCACCGGUGCUGUGCGGGUCGACUGAUAGACCGGUGACCAAGUCGACAUGCCAGCUGAAGAUCUGCAGUCAGUGGGAGAUAAGAUCUGAGUGGAGCCCUUGCUCAGUGCCAUGUGGAGUGGGCCAGCGCAGCAGGGAGGUGGUGUGUGUGAGCAACCUGGGUGAUGUGGAUGACGACCAGGAGUGCAACAUGAACCUAAAGCCUGACACUCUACAGAACUGUGAUAUGGGAGCCUGUGCACGCAGCUGGUUCACCUCCCUCUGGAGCCAGCGGUGUUCUGCAGAGUGUGGUAAAGGCAAUCAAACCAGGUCGGUAGUUUGCCUGAUGGAUCACGUGACGGAUCUCCCACUGGACAGCUGUGAAGGGGAACGCCCACCGGAGGGGACGUUAUGUGACUCAGGCCCCUGCCAAAACCGGCUGGAGUGGUAUACAGGACCGUGGGGCCAGUGUUCGACAGAGUGCGGGACUGGCACACAGACCCGGAGUUUGGCUUGCAUUUUCAUCAAUGAUGGUCAAAUGGAAGUUGUGGACCAGUUGAAAUGUUCCAGCCUUUCUCAGCCAAUCACAGCUCAGCCGUGCACACUGAAGCCGUGUGGCGUCCAGUGGUACAUCACAGAGUGGAGUUCGUGUUCACGCUCCUGCAACGGAGGCUACCGUGUACGUGAGGUUCGUUGUCUAACUGACAGCAUUGUCCCAAGCGACCGCUGUGACCCCAAUUCGAUGCCAGAGAGUCGAGAAGAAUGCAACAAACAACCCUGUCUAGCAGAAAUAGAUCCAUCAUGCAGCGAUCAGUAUCAUAACUGUGUGGUGGUGGUUCAAGCCCGACUCUGCAUUUAUCCGUACUACAGGAGUGUCUGCUGCGCCUCCUGCUCUCGUGCCCAGAAAACAUACCCCAACUCAUUUCAGAAAAACUACAUCCGCAGGUGAUACUGUCCCAGAAAGCUUAAAUUCACUUCAGGUCAUUCCUGGGAAAAAAACAGUACUGUGAUGUCGACAGCUAGCAUUAUUUGGAGGGUGCCUCAGUGUGAGAAUGUAGACUGUGAUUUUACGUUUAGUCAGCCAGCCUGCCACUGAUACAUAAACCGGGUAAUCAGCUACUUGUUUCUAUUCAAUCACAGAAUAAAUACUGUUAUUCAAUUAAGAUCUUGGUGAAUCGGACACCAAAUUGAAUAAAAACCUCAUGACAACACAUGCAUCCACACAAACUUUUAUGGGAAUUUCAUUAUGAUCAAAUCUACAUUUUCAUUAAUAUUGUACCUUUAAACUGGACUGGUCACACUGGGUGAUGUACUUUUAUAUUUAUUCUUAAUAAAGGCUGUAUAACUUCUGGUA